This is a messenger RNA of Blepharisma stoltei, 228 nucleotides long. The record is from the annotation of a GenBank genome assembly. NCBI's taxonomy places the organism in Eukaryota, Ciliophora, Heterotrichea, Heterotrichida, Blepharismidae.
AUGGACUCUAUCCUCAAAUUUGCUAUAUCUCCAAGUACAAUUGCUUGGUUCUUCGUAUAUACAUUAAUUUUUUUUUCAAUCGGCCUCACAGUAGAUUGGCUACUUCGCCCAAAAGAAAUAGACCUAGAAUUCCUUAAAAAUAAGGUGAAAAAAGCAAGAGAACAAAGAGAAGCUCUCGUGACUAAGCUUUGAGAAAAUAUUAAUUGAAGCAAAAAAAAUUUAAAUUAA